UAUGCCACCCAAACAGAAGGUUCCUCUCGAUAGGAUCGCAUGGCAGUGGGCAGAGAGUGUGGACCUUUCAAAUCUCACAGCGGAACAUAUCCGGACAGCGUAUCGACUCAAUCUGUCAGCUUGUGAGCGAGGCUCAUGCAAGCGGAAUUGCAAAGGAAACCCAUUUUGCCUACACAGUCUCGGAGAAAAGAAAUGGCUGGCACCCGUCGAUGAAACCAAGUUACAAACGUUUGAUCCUGAUAGAGUUCGAAGACAAAAG
This is a messenger RNA of Candidula unifasciata, 259 nucleotides long. NCBI's taxonomy places the organism in Eukaryota, Metazoa, Mollusca, Gastropoda, Stylommatophora, Geomitridae. The record is from the annotation of a GenBank genome assembly.